CAGUUAGAGCGGGAGUAGUGACGUCACUCUUUGUGCCCGCGCACACUCGCUCCCUCCGCAGUGUCUUUCUAUGGAAGCGGUGGGGGGUGGCGCGCGCUCUGAGAACGGGAGACGGCGGCAGCUCCACACAGAUAAGGAGGGGGAACCAGACCCGGUAAAGGAACCGUCCUACCGGCGAUAAAGGAUUGUGUGAGCUACCUUCCGGUAUCCUGCGAGUGCGGUAGUUGGUACGUCACAGUGCAAGGCGAACAGGAAGAGGCAUAAUAGCAAAGCGGAUUCCCUCCUGGGGAAGUUUGUGGAUUGGAUGUUGCCUUCAGGAGGAACAGAGUGCACAGGACAAGACAUCCAGUGUAAAAUAGAGAAAUGAGCCGACAGACUGCUACAGCAAUCCCUACUGGUACUUCAAAGUGUCCACCAUCUCAAAGAGUUCCAGCCCUGACCGGCACAACUGCUUCAAACAAUGACUUGGCCAGUCUCUUUGAAUGCCCGGUGUGUUUUGACUAUGUUUUACCCCCUAUUCUUCAAUGUCAGAGUGGCCAUCUGGUCUGCAGUAAUUGUCGGCCAAAGCUCACUUGCUGCCCAACCUGCAGAGGUCCUUUGGGAUCAAUUCGCAACUUGGCUAUGGAAAAAGUCGCCAACUCUGUGCUAUUCCCUUGCAAAUACGCCUCGUCUGGUUGUGAGGUAACUUUGCCGCACACUGAAAAAGCUGACCAUGAAGAGCUGUGUGAGUUUAGGCCUUACUCCUGUCCCUGCCCCGGGGCUUCGUGUAAAUGGCAAGGUUCCUUGGAUGCGGUGAUGCCACACCUAAUGCAUCAGCAUAAAUCUAUAACAACGUUACAAGGAGAGGAUAUUGUAUUUCUUGCCACAGACAUAAACCUUCCUGGGGCAGUAGACUGGGUCAUGAUGCAGUCUUGUUUUGGCUUUCAUUUCAUGUUAGUCUUGGAAAAACAGGAGAAAUACGACGGCCAUCAGCAGUUCUUUGCCAUUGUACAGCUCAUAGGAACACGCAAGCAGGCCGAGAACUUUGCCUACCGACUGGAGCUUAACGGGCACAGGCGGAGAUUGACUUGGGAAGCAACUCCUCGCUCUAUUCAUGAAGGGAUCGCAACUGCCAUUAUGAAUAGUGACUGCUUAGUAUUUGACACCAGCAUUGCACAACUGUUUGCUGAAAAUGGCAAUUUAGGAAUAAACGUUACGAUCUCAAUGUGCUGAAUUGGCAGCCAGUCCUCCAGGGCCAGUGUUUAUAAUGCUUUGCAAUGAAUUUUCAAAUAAAAUGGUUACAGUCGACAUUUCCAGCAAACCAUAAACUUUUAUCGCCUGGGUCCUGCAAAUGACAAGUAACUAUAAGAAUACAGGAAGCGGUUGCAUGUAAAAACACUAAUAUUUAUAAUCCAUAAACCACUGAAAAACAUGUACACACCCAGCUGGGCAUCUUUUGUAUUUAAACAAAGAAAAGAAGAAGAAAAAAAAAACUAAAAAAAAAAAAAAUUCAACCAGAAAUGUAAAAUAAUCCUGAAUUUGUGUUUGUUGUUUGUACAGUGAAUACUGUUUUGUGUUUAUUUCCCAACCUUCAGACGGACAAGCCAUUUCGCGUGGUUCAAUGCCACUGCGUUCCUCAUUUGUAAGUCACUAUGUAGAAUUUCUGCUGUUUGUCUACAUUUUCUGUGUAUCGCUCAUUUUUAUUAACUUCCAGUUUUUUUUCAUUCAAAUAAAUUUGACUUUCUUUUCUGUUGCUAAGGAAGUUUUGUACACACA
Xenopus laevis (African clawed frog) is the source of this 1755-nucleotide messenger RNA. RefSeq names its product siah E3 ubiquitin protein ligase 1 L homeolog (gene siah1.L). Gene Ontology annotation, molecular function: zinc ion binding; ubiquitin protein ligase activity; ubiquitin conjugating enzyme binding. The record is from RefSeq and is a predicted model, not a curated record. The transcript is spliced from 3 exons. NCBI's taxonomy places the organism in Eukaryota, Metazoa, Chordata, Amphibia, Anura, Pipidae. Gene Ontology annotation, cellular component: cytoplasm; nucleus. The coding region runs from base 364 to 1212 and encodes 282 amino acids. Gene Ontology annotation, biological process: ubiquitin-dependent protein catabolic process; proteasome-mediated ubiquitin-dependent protein catabolic process; protein ubiquitination.